ACUUUCAGCUGGUUUCUUUACAGCCGUAGUUCGUAAACAUGUAAGGAAAUGUUAGAACAGAAAAUUCAACAAAAAGAAAAAAGAAACUAAGGCCCAACCCAACUACGGGAUAUUAAAACAUGUGCAGAAUAAAUUUGAUGUAGAAAAUUGAAUUACUAAAAACAGAAAGAGAAAGGGAAGGCCAUCAUUUCCACAAGUUCGACACUAUUGCAGACAGACCUGCCAUUCCCAAGGCCUCUUUCUGGGUUUCUCAAAUCACUUCCAUAAAUUAACAAAAAAAGAAAAAGAAAAAAACAAAACGACACCGUCUCUAACCUCUCAGUAAAAAAAUCAGCAUGGCUUUGACAUGCUAUCAUCUUCCGCAAAGCCUUCACUGCAAUCCACCAAAUGCAGUGGUGAUAAUCAGGUCAUCUUCAAAAUCAAAUAUAUCUCAAACCCAAAUCAAGAAACUUUGCUUGAAGUGUAAUACCCUUUAUCUUGAUAAAGAUAAUUCUCCUACUGCUUGCUCUUUCCAUGGCCAUUCCACUGGCGAGAAGGGAUUAUUUUCAUUGGCUCCACCGCACCAAGGGAUCGAUGGAGAAUGGACUGAUGCGUCUGGAGUAAUUGUUUAUAAAUGGAAUGAGAAGAGUAACAGACCAAAUACUGGAAGUGCCAAUUGGAAGAAGAGAUGGAGCUGCUGUGCAGAGUAUGAUGAAAAUGCCCCGCCUUGUCGACAAGGAUGGCAUGCUUCGUAUGAUGAUGGAUUCACUUUGUACUAGUCCAAGUCGGCCUGAAUCAGAUCGUAAAUUUAGCAGCAUAAGGAAUGCAAUAACAAUUAUUUUCCGGUGCUAUAAAUCAUGGUGGGCAAUUAUGUAGCAUUUAGGAUGAAGUGGAGAUACAUGCUCAGAGUCUGCUUGGACAAAAUUGAUGCUUAUGCAAUCACUCAAACAGGUUUUAGUCUGGACUGUUGAAGCAUUAGUCAAUUAGAGGCAUUGGCUAUGUAUUGUAGCACUAAUUAUUUUCAUCAUACAUCACGAUUAGAACUGACCGCAGAUCAGUUUCGUUUUCUUGUUCUUUUGAUAACCAGAGAUUUACUGAAAAUCGCCCGAGUUUCCAAUGGGUUUUUCUUUGGUUCAAA
Ricinus communis (castor bean) is the source of this 1117-nucleotide messenger RNA. RefSeq lists its product as uncharacterized. Bases 336 to 758 code for a protein of 140 amino acids. The record is from RefSeq and is a predicted model, not a curated record. NCBI's taxonomy places the organism in Eukaryota, Viridiplantae, Streptophyta, Magnoliopsida, Malpighiales, Euphorbiaceae. The transcript has 2 exons.